GUGGAGGUGGAGGGCCGAUGAGGGAUGACGGUGGUGCAGAGGGUAGUGGAGCAGAGGGUAGUGGAGCAGAGGGUGGUGGAGCAGAGGGUACUGGGGCAGAGGGUAGUGGAGCAGAAGGUACUGGAGCAGAGGGUACUGGAGCAGAAGGUACUGGAGCAGAGGGUAGUGGAGCAGAGGGUACUGGAGCAGAGGGUACUGGAGCAGAAGGUACUGGAGCAGAAGGUACUGGAGCAGAGGGUAGUGGAGCAGAAGGUACUGGAGCAGAGGGUAGUGGAGCAGAAGGUACUGGAGCAGAGGGUAGUGGAGCAGAGUUUAGGGGAGCAAAGGGUGCUGGAGCAGAGGGUAGUGGAACAGAGGGUAGUGGAGCAGAGGGUACUGGAGCAGAGGUUAGUAGAGCAGAAGGUAUUAGAACAGAGGGUAGUGGAACAGAGGGUAGGGGAGCAGAGGGUAUUGGAGCAGAGGGUAGUGGAACAGAGGGUAGUGGAGCAGAGGGUAGUGAAGCAGAGGGUACUGGAGCAGAGGGUAGUGGAGCAGAGGGUAGGGGAGCACAGGGUGGUGAAGCAGAGGGUAGUGGAGCAUAGGGUAUUGGAGCACAGGGUAGUGGAACAGAGGGUAGUGGAGCAGAGGGUAGUGGAGCAGAGGGUAUUGGAGCACAGGGUAGUGGAACAGAGGGUAGUGGAGCAGAGGGUAGGGGAGCAGAGGGUAGGGGAGCACAGGGUAGUGGAGCAGAGGGUAGUGGAACAGAGGGUAGUGGAGCAGAAACGACGUAGAAAUUAUACGGUGAAGUAUUUGUAAGUGAAGAAGAGAGUUGCCAUAAUUGAGCUCAACUGUAUUAUUAAUAUUAUUGUUCGUAUAAUAAAGAAGAAAUAGACUAACAAAAAUUUCUGGUUUUACUGUAAAACAAGUAGAGAAAUAGUAUGGCUCAUCGCUACAAUGCUUCCAACUUCAACAAAAUCUGCCGUGGUAGAAAUCAUCUCAAUCAUGCAUCUUAUUCUUCAGAGUGCAUAUUAUUAUUAUUAUUAAUAUUAUUAUCAUUAUUAUUAUCUACUAUAUGUUAUUUAAUUAAUUUAUUUCCACUUUCUCGAUGUUAUAAAGGUUACACCAUAAAUUCAUCAAGUUUCAUUGUUCCAAUGAUCUGAAGAUCUCUGGUACAGAAUAUUCCGGUACGGAAUAAAACUAACAUUUUACGUUCAGUUUCUCUGCUUGAAAGAUGGUGAAUAAAAUUGAUCUAAAAACUUCUAAUCGAUGCCAAAGAGAAGUCUUUCACGGAAAUUUUCAGACGGACAUUUUUUGAAUGAAUAAUUUUUUGGUGCCGAAGUUUAGUUUGGUUAAGAAAACAUCAACGUAAGAUGAUCUCAACAUAUUACACAAUCAUCAACGAUUAACAUCUUUACCCUAAAUUGCAUGAGCAAUACAAGAGCAGUGUCGUCGCAAAUGCAGCAUUCAGGUCCUAUGUAAUAAAAAACGUACGCAUGUGGCUAUGUGUAUCUCGAGGUAGCGAGGAAACUGUUCCGAAACAAACUUGUCACCCUUCGAAAUAUAUCAUUAGCAAGUAAA
This is a messenger RNA of Hyalella azteca, 1557 nucleotides long. RefSeq names its product dynein heavy chain-like protein PF11_0240. The transcript is spliced from 2 exons. The record is from RefSeq and is a predicted model, not a curated record. Lineage: Eukaryota; Metazoa; Arthropoda; Malacostraca; Amphipoda; Hyalellidae. The coding region runs from base 25 to 795 and encodes 256 amino acids.